AUGAAGUCCAAGUCCGUGGUAUUCGCAUUGUCUUUGCUGUUGAGCCAGGGCUUGGCUGAAUAUCGCUACCCCCUUGUUGGAUCCCUUGGGGCUCUUCGCGUAUUCCACUACAACAAUCUUGGCCCGCAGAACAAUGGCACCUCGGCUAUUUUAGCACAUGAUCGCUCGAGCUAUGCCGAUGCCGCAGCAAAAUGCACUGCCAUUGGCGAGAAGCUCUUCCCGUUGUCUUCGAGCCAAGACACCAGUCAAAGUCGCACCGAACUCGAUUAUGAACUGGACUAUCUCAUCUUUACGAAGGAGUUACUAGCAAAUGACUCCUUGUGGCUAUCAAUAGAACAGGAAGAUCACCGGAAGUGUUUUGCUUUGUCGAUAUCCCAUCGCAAGAUCAUCCGAAAGUCGUGCAAAGAGAAGCUCCCAGCCCUCUGCACAUCUACUCCGCCCGCAACAACCGAUCUCGACCGAGCCGCAAGGGAAACCACGAAGCUGACUGUGACAUCUAACGAUUAUACCGUAACCGGAUAUCGAGAUGCGCGAUCCUUCCGCUUCCUCGGCGUGCCCUUUGCGACUCCCCCAAUCGAUGACUUGCGCUUUGCCCCACCGCAAGCCUACACCGGACCAGAGAACAUCGAUGCGACUAGCAUGGCGGAUUCCUGUAUCCAAUCUCCUUCAAGCUUUACGAAUGUGCCUAUUGGUGGAAUGUCCGAGGACUGUCUCUACUUGAACGUCUUUACCCCAUUCCUGCCCCAUAAUGUCACCAAGAACACCGCGCUCCGCCCCGUGGCUGUUUACCUGUACGGGGGUGCAUUUACGAAAGGCACUGCGAGUAUGGUCGAUUAUGACGGUGGAAACUUCGCCAGUCGCAGUGACGUGGUCGUCGUCACGCUUAACUAUCGACUCGGGGCACUGGGCUUUCUAUCGACGGGGAACCUGACAGCUGGGAGUUACGGUAUUCAGGACCAGAUCAUGGCCUUGAAAUGGAUACAAAAGCACAUUUCUGCCUUCGGAGGUGACCCAUCCCAUGUUACCGUCUUCGGACAGUCUUCUGGUGGCCAGAGCGUGGUAGCGCUGCUCUCUUCCACCGCAGCAAAAGGACUCUUCUCCGGUGCGCUGGUACAGUCAGCAAAUUUCGACCUCCCGUGGUUCACUCGAGCUGUUUACGCAAAAUACAUCGCCCCGGAAGUCGGAAAGGCAGUUGGCUGCGACGGCAACGCUUCCGAAGCAAGUCUACUCAACUGUCUUCGUUCCGUCCCGGCUUCAAUGUAUCUGGAUAACUCAACCGAUUUCCAGACUGCGAAAAAGAGCUUCUCAUCGAACAUUGCAAAUCACUUCUACCACAAUACAGAACUGAUAUCCGCCGCCGAGCCAUUCAUGCCGAUGAUCGACGACACCGGAUCAGGCGUAAUCGACGACCAAUUCAACACCCUGCUAGCAAACAACAACCUCCCCAUGAAUGUCCCAACCAUGUUCACCAACGUCCACGACGAGGCAAGCCUUUACAUGGACACUCUCGGCUCGACUCGGGCCCCACUCGCUACAUUGCUAAAUGCCACAUUCGGCGACGGUCUCGCGCAGAAGAUAGUCUCCUCUGGCGCGUACGACGUCGACGAUUCGGACACCGAUGCCGUCCUCAAUGCUGCUUCCGAUGCCCUGACCCACAGUCAGUGGACUUGUCCACAGGGUUAUCUUCUCGAUAAUUCCAAUUCAGCCUUCCCCUCCCUAUACGAGAUCCAAAUAGCAGAUGGUCAUGCGCAGACAUCCAAAAUGCCGGAUAUCUGUUACCCAAAUAGUGUAUACAACGCUUCCUGUCAUACCUCAGAUGUCCUGCUCGCGUGGGGUACACUGAAUACCAAGACGGAAGAUGUGCAUCCAUACUACGAUGAUCGUGAUGUUCUUCACUCGCAGCUCGUCCAUGAUGUGUUUGGUUCGUUUUUCCGCCGCAGGAACCCAAAUCCGGAUUUGGAGUUCUUGAAGGUCCGCGGUCCUGCGUACGCAAGUACCCUUUCUAUAUUUGGUGGGGAGGUCGGUUCGGAUUCCUUGAUUGGGCGUGCUGAGAAGGGGUUUGUUAUUGAGCAGUAUACGCCUCGGGAGCAGAAUAUGACGGUUCUGGGGAUGCCCCCGUCUAGUACGGCUAAUUUUGAGGAGGAUAGUAUUUGUGCAGUGUUGCGUGAUUAUGGGUUUACUUUCCAAAGGGCGCAUCUGUCGGAUUGA
Messenger RNA from Penicillium egyptiacum, 2208 nucleotides. The record is from the annotation of a GenBank genome assembly. NCBI's taxonomy places the organism in Eukaryota, Fungi, Ascomycota, Eurotiomycetes, Eurotiales, Aspergillaceae.